AAGCAUAAUAGCAGUGUUGUGUGUCACUCACUCAAAUUCCAACCCCUGCGUUUCGAUGAGGAUGGAAUCUGCGUUUACGGCUUCAAACUGGAACCGUUGUUUGAUUCAUCCACCACUUCGUAACAGUAAGACACGCUUUGCUACGACUCAGCCCACCGUAAUACGGUGCUCCAUCAAGUCCUAUCGCUUAUCCAACCUCACGCCCUCUCAGCUUCAGAGCCUCAAAACUCGUCCCCGCAUUGAUUUUUCUUCCAUUUUCAACGUGGUCAACCCCAUUGUUGAUGAUGUUCAUAAAAGAGGGGAUGCUGCAGUUAAAGAUUAUACUUCGAAGUUUGACAAAGUUGAGCUGGAUAAGGUAGUUGAGGUUGUCUCUGAGCUCCCUGACCCUGUGCUUGAUCCUCCUGUUGAGGAAGCUUUUGAUGUCGCCUACAGCAAUAUUUAUGCAUUUCAUGCUGCUCAAAAGUCACCUGAGAAAAAUGUUGAGAACAUGAAAGGAGUCCAAUGCAAGAGAGUUGCGAGAAGUAUUAACUCAGUGGGUCUUUAUGUUCCAGGGGGAACUGCUGUGUUACCUUCAACAGCUUUGAUGCUUUCAGUUCCAGCACAAAUUGCAGGAUGUAAAACUAUUGUUCUUGCAAACCCUCCAACUCAGGAUGGCACUACAUGCAAGGAGGUACUGUAUUGUGCAAAGAAGGCUGGGGUGACUCACAUUCUCAAAGCUGGAGGAGCACAGGCCAUAUCUGCUAUGGCUUGGGGAACAGAAUCUUGUCCAAAGGUUGAAAAGAUUUUUGGCCCUGGAAACCAAUAUGUCACAGCUGCAAAAAUGAUACUUCAAAACAGUGAAGCCAUGGUUUCAAUUGACAUGCCAGCCGGCCCAUCGGAAGUUUUGGUCAUUGCAGACGAGCAUGCUAUUCCCUCUCAUGUAGCUGCCGAUUUGCUUUCCCAGGCUGAGCAUGGCCCAGAUAGUCAGGUUGUUCUUGUGAUUUCUGGAGAUGGUGUGGAUCUAAAUGCUAUACAGGAGGAGCUCAGCAAGCAGUGCCAGAGUCUUCCAAGAGGCGAGUUUGCCUCUAAAGCACUGAACCACAGUUUUAUUGUGUAUGCACGUGAUAUGCUUGAGGCUAUCACUUUCUCAAACUUAUAUGCUCCCGAGCAUCUAAUAAUCAAUGUGAAGGAUGCAGAGAAGUGGGAGAGUUUUAUUGAAAAUGCAGGUUCUGUGUUCUUAGGGCCAUGGACACCUGAAAGUGUUGGUGAUUAUGCAAGUGGGACAAACCAUGUCCUUCCUACUUAUGGAUAUGCAAGAAUGUAUGGUGGUGUGUCAUUGGACUCUUUCCUCAAGUACAUAACUGUGCAAUCUCUCACAGAGGAGGGUCUAAGAAAACUUGGGCCAUAUGUAGCAACAAUGGCUGGAGUUGAAGGGCUUGAAGCCCACAAGAGAGCAGUUACCUUGAGACUCCAAGACAUAGAAGCCAAGCAGGUUUCAAGAUGAGAUGAUGUGCAUCAACCCAUUUUUCUCUUUACUCUUGCAAGCUACUUGCUCUUAGUUUAUGUACCACAAAAACUAAAUAUUUAAAAGUACUUUUUAUAUUUAAGGUAUAUUUUUGAGAUGCAUAUAAAUAAAUAAAUAUAAUGAUAGUAUUAUAU
Molecule: messenger RNA, 1638 nt
Organism: Abrus precatorius (Indian licorice)
Lineage: Eukaryota; Viridiplantae; Streptophyta; Magnoliopsida; Fabales; Fabaceae
Product: histidinol dehydrogenase, chloroplastic-like
Exons: 13
Coding region: 56-1483 (475 amino acids)
Biological process (GO): L-histidine biosynthetic process
Cellular component (GO): cytoplasm; chloroplast stroma
Molecular function (GO): metal ion binding; histidinol dehydrogenase activity; NAD binding
Source: RefSeq, a predicted model, not a curated record